Molecule: messenger RNA, 793 nt
Organism: Homalodisca vitripennis (glassy-winged sharpshooter)
Lineage: Eukaryota; Metazoa; Arthropoda; Insecta; Hemiptera; Cicadellidae
Exons: 4
Coding region: 102-671 (189 amino acids)
Biological process (GO): lipid transport
Cellular component (GO): extracellular region
Molecular function (GO): lipid binding
Source: RefSeq, a predicted model, not a curated record
AUGCGUCAGAUUAACUACAGCCAGAGCCGAUAAGUGAUACUAUAUAAAGUGAGGAGAUCAGGGACACGGCACUCACAGUACACAGUACAGUUGCUGCAGCCAUGUCGCCCAGGACCGUUUCAUUCGUCUGUCUCCUAGUCCUUGCCCUCUCUGUGAGAGGAGAUAAGACCGCGGAGGAGCCUCUGUCCUUCUCCAAGUUACUUGAAAACCUGAACACCAAAUUCCAGAAUGUGACCCACACUGUGGAAGGUAUAAUCGGCGUGGACAUCCCCUCUACUCAGGAAGAAGUGAAGACUACACUCCAAGAAAACGUCGACAAGAUCAAAGAAAGCGCCGAGAAAUUCCAGAAGCAGCUAUCCGAAUACAACGUGAACGGCACCACGUUCGCCGGGAUGCUGAGCCAGGUGCAGACCAAGAUCAAUAAGACAGUGGAGGAGCUCGCACAGAGGAACCCUGACGUGGGCAAACUGCUGGAGCAAGUGAAGACCGGAUACAGCAACCUGGCGGCAGUCAGCAAGAGCGUGCAGGACGCAGUGGAGCAGCACGCGGGUACGGCUUCCGAGGAUCUCAAGGCUCUUGCUCAGCAGGCGGGCACUGAGCUCUCCAAGUCGGUCAGCCAGCUCGAGUCCAAGGUCCAAGACUUGCUGGCAGACAAGAAUAAGAAGCAGUAAACUUAUAAGAAUGUAAUCUUCUUGCACAUGUUCUCUUUUGACACUAUGUUUUUAUACGACAUGAAAUGAAUCAUACAUAAGUAUUUUAUUGUAUAAUGCGCAAAUAAACAAAAUCAAAAAUA